UGCCACACCACGCUGUCAAGUCUGAACACACACUAACAAUAAUUGAACCAUUUUCCUAUCUGAUUCUGAGCAAAUAAAUAUAUGAAAAGCAUCUCAAUAUUCCAUUGUUACUUUCAUUUCAAACUUCACAAACCAAAAAAUAGCAACGAUUGUCCACGAUGAGAGACAUGAAAGAUGCAGGUGCCUUGGGAGCCAAGACAGCACGAGCCUGCGAUAGUUGCAUAAGCAGAAGAGCAAGGUGGUUCUGUGCGGCUGAUAAUGCUUUUCUCUGCCAUGGCUGCGACACCUUGGUUCAUUCCGCCAACCAGUUAGCUAGCAGGCACGAAAGGGUUCGGCUUCAAACUGCAUCCUCUAAGGUAACCACCACCACCACGCACGCAUGGCACAGUGGAUUCACACGCAAGGCAAGAACCCCACGUCACAACAACAACAAACACUUUGCACUGCAACAACGUCUCAAAGAAGAAGUUCUCUUCAACAACAGCAGUGUUCUUCCCCUGGUUCCGGAGCUGGGAAGGGAAGAACAAGAACCUGUGGUUGUGGAUAAUGACGAGACGGAGGAACAGAUGCUAUGUCGCGUGCCCGUGUUCGACAAUUAUGAUGUGAGAACAGAUGACUUGGACAGUUUUUCCGACAUGGAUUUCGCGGAGUUUGCUGCUGAUGUUGAAAACCUACUUGAUAAAGAAGACGAUGAAAUAAGUGAGCGUGUGGGAGGGGGAGUUCAGGGUGCAAUGGCGAAGGUUAAGGAUGAAGAGGACGUUGAUGGUGAUGUAGCGUGUUAUCUGGAGUCAGUUUUUGACAUGACGAACGAUGAUGCCUUUCAUUGGAAUAGCAUUGAGUCCGUGUUGUCAGAUACACGGGAAAAGGAGUGUGUGGUGGCGAGUGACGGUGCUGUUGGUGAAGAAGGAGGAACAAAGAGAGACAUAUUUUUGAGACUGAACUACGAUGAGGUUAUAACCGCAUGGUCUAGCCAAGGUUCUUCUCCCUGGACAACUUCAAACCCACCUAAGUUCAACUCUGGCUAUGACUUCUGCUUGGGUCUGAGUGGUGUAGAUGGGGACGUAAGAGCCUUAAGGGGUGACCUAGACGGAGGAAGAGAGGCAAGAGUGUCGAGGUACAGAGAGAAGAGAAGGACUCGUUUGUUUGCAAAGAAAAUAAGAUAUGAAGUGAGAAAGUUGAACGCAGAAAAAAGGCCCAGAAUGAAAGGUCGUUUUGUGAAGAGAACAUGCUUUGUGGGGGCGAAUGCUUUUCCUGCUUACCAAUGACAUCUAUCAGUUAACGGAUCCAUCUUUGCUAUUUCUGCAAAUUUGGAUCAAUACUUGGUUUGGCUAUAUAUGUAUAUAUAGCCUGUAUUAUAUUAAACUAGUAAUAAUAUUACUGGGCAGUCUUAAUUUUACUAGACUUGUUGCUUGGGAUAUUUCUGUUUAUAUAUAUAUCUCCGGCAGGUUUAAUUAGUAAUUAGUACUAAUUGACCAUCUUCCUUCUCAGCAAACUUAUUGGGUAAUCCAAUUUUUGAAGCCUUUUUGUCGUUUCC
Molecule: messenger RNA, 1534 nt
Organism: Vigna angularis (adzuki bean)
Lineage: Eukaryota; Viridiplantae; Streptophyta; Magnoliopsida; Fabales; Fabaceae
Product: zinc finger protein CONSTANS-LIKE 16
Exons: 2
Coding region: 159-1265 (368 amino acids)
Biological process (GO): regulation of DNA-templated transcription
Cellular component (GO): nucleus
Molecular function (GO): protein binding; zinc ion binding
Source: RefSeq, a predicted model, not a curated record